Triplophysa rosa is the source of this 1604-nucleotide messenger RNA. RefSeq names its product nudix (nucleoside diphosphate linked moiety X)-type motif 13 (gene nudt13). Gene Ontology annotation, molecular function: metal ion binding; hydrolase activity. Bases 20 to 1060 code for a protein of 346 amino acids. NCBI's taxonomy places the organism in Eukaryota, Metazoa, Chordata, Actinopteri, Cypriniformes, Nemacheilidae. The transcript has 8 exons. The record is from RefSeq and is a predicted model, not a curated record.
UUUUACUUGAAUACUGAACAUGCGAGGCAGAUUCCAGUGGGUUUCUUGGAAAGUGCUGCAUUCAAUCAAGUCGCCGGAGCUCUCUCGCUCGUGCUCUGGAUAUGUGUCUCGUGUCAGAUAUCUGAUGAGGUUGAAGGAGGAUGAUGAGGCGUGUCGUGAGGCACUGAAGUCCGGGAGUUUUCUGCUGUAUUAUAAUCUUGCACCACUACUGAAGAGCAACAGCAACGUUUACAAACCAGCUUUUCUGAAAGCUUCAGAUUUGGAGAAUAUGCUGAAGAAGAUUGGUAGGGACAAACACAUUGUUAGUGAGUCUGUUCUUCUGGGAUGCGAUGAAAGUGGAGAAGCACAGUUUUCACUGGAAGUGGGUGAUUUGGACCGCAGUGCUUUGGAGCGGCAGUGUGGGGGUGUGUUUGUGGACCUCACAAAAGCUUUCUUCAUGUUAUCUGGACCAGAGGCUCCUAUUGUGACAAAAGGCCAAGCUCUCAUCCGGUGGCACCAGACGAAUGGUUUCUGCAGUGCUACAGGGCAGCCCACCGUCAGGAACCAAUCCGGAAGUCACCGAAUCUGUCACAGCAGUGGGAUCACGUACUAUCCCAAAAUGUCUCCGGUGGCGAUCGUUCUUGUUUCUGAUGGGAGCAGAUGUCUGCUGGGACGACAGGCCACGUUUCCUCCAGGCCUGUACAGCGCACUCGCCGGCUUCUGCGACAUGGGGGAGUCCGUGGAUGAAGCCCUACGCAGAGAGGUGGCAGAGGAGGCGGGACUCGAGGUGGAGACCCUACAGUACUCCGGAUCGCAGCAUUGGCCGUUCCCACAAAGCUCCUUUAUGGUAGCCUGCCAUGCAACUGUGAACCCGAACAAUACGCAGGUGAGCAUAGACAAGGCAGAACUUGAGGAUGCGCACUGGUUCACUUUUAAGGAAAUAACAGAAGCACUACAGAUAAAGAAACCGCCACGCAUCUCUAAAGGAGAGCCACCCGCGUUCUGGGUGCCGCCUUCUUUUGCCAUAGCCAAUCAGCUCAUUCAGGAAUGGGCCAAUCAGCAACAACUGACAAGAAAAUAACACAAACUCAACCUGGAUAUUAUUUGCACAAUAUGCAACUACAUAAUGCAUUCAGUUACCACUUUGCCAUUUCUUUAGACUUGAAGAUGAAAUAGACAUGAAAACUUGAAGACAAAACUUGGAAUUUUAACAGGAUUCAAUUUUAAAUGACGAUUUUAGUUAGAUUGGAUAAAAAGACACUGAUUAUUGUUGUAAUUAUGAUUCAAUAACAUUUGUAAAGAGGUGUCACUGCACAUCUACCUCAUAGUACAAAUAAAAGGUUCACUCUAAAAUGUUUGAAGAAAAUAUUUUAGACACUUUCAGAGCAAUCAGAUAUUAUUUGAACAUAUAUAUUGUAGAACAACAUAAUUCAUGACAUGCUACUCUACUGCAGUGCUGAAGGAAUAAAGUGGGCGGUUGGUUAGAGUGGGCAGAAUGACGAGAAGAAUUAAUAAACAAUAACUACUAAAUGAUUCAUAUUUAUAAGAUGAAUUACAGCAGGGUGUAUUGUAUUUUUCUCAUAACUUGAAUUAAAAGUACACAAAACAACAAAAUGCUGUCAUAU